ACGGCUGUCAUCGGGAGCCCACAGCUCAUCUCGCACAGAAGUGCCGCGAAGGUAGAAGCUGUCACUUCCACGCCUUUUCCAAUGUGAAAAUGUGGGAUUUUUUGACUUUUCCUUUCUUUUUUUAGUCGUGUUUCCUUUUUUUCUCAAUUGCACACUUUGCGUCUGAGUGAGAUCGUGUCCGAAUGAACAAUCAUGGGAGAGUGGACCAUAUUGGAGCGUCUCUUGGAGGCGGCUGUCCAGCAACACUCCACUAUGAUAGGAAGGAUCCUGCUCACUGUGGUGGUGAUUUUCCGCAUUUUAAUUGUGGCCAUAGUCGGAGAAACGGUAUACAAUGACGAACAGGCCAUGUUCGUAUGUAACACUCUACAGCCUGGCUGUAACCAGGCCUGUUACGACAAAGCCUUCCCCAUCUCCCACAUCAGGUACUGGGUGUUCCAGAUCAUUAUGGUCUGCUGCCCCAGCCUCUGCUUCAUCACCUAUUCUGUCCAUCAGUCUGCCAAGCAGAAGGAGCGACGCUACUCCUCAGUGUUCCUCUCGCUGGACAAGGAACAAGACUCGACCAAGACAGACGACAGCAAGAAGAUCAAGAACACCAUUGUGAAUGGCGUCCUGCAGAAUUCCGAGAACUGCAACAAGGAGACGGAGCCCGAUUGCCUCGAGGUCAAGGAAAUUCCCAACUCAGUCCUGCGAACUACCAAGUCAAAAAUGAGGAGACAAGAAGGCAUAUCCAGGUUCUACAUCAUCCAGGUGGUGUUCAGAAAUGCACUGGAGAUCGGCUUCUUGGUGGGCCAAUAUUUCCUGUACGGAUUCAACGUCCCUGCAGUGUACGAAUGUGACCGAUACCCUUGCAUAAAAGACGUUGAGUGCUAUGUCUCGAGACCUACAGAGAAAACUGUGUUCUUGGUCUUCAUGUUCGCAGUCAGUGGUAUUUGUGUAGUGUUCAACUUAGCAGAGCUCAACCAUCUGGGCUGGAGGAAAAUCAAAGCUGCAGUUCGAGGCGUGCGAGCAAGGAGGAAGUCCAUUUAUGAGAUCCGGAACAGAGACCUGCCUCGGAUGAGUAUGCCCAACUUUGGACGUACUCAAUCCAGUGACUCUGCAUAUGUGUAAAUGUGUGUUGUACAUGUACAAAUACUGUAUAUGGAAACUCCUGGUACCAAGUAUCUGUCGGCACUUCUUUGGGGGCAUGUUUAAUCUUUCCCAAAACAUAUCUGAACCUUUGUCUUAGCCUGAUCAUUUCUAUGACUGACUCUAUGACUGAAUUGUUGGGUCCAUUUUUUCGUUUUAUGACAUGAAAAACUGAAUGGUUUGAUUCUUUAAUUGUGAGGUUCUGAUGAGGAUGGUUGUCACCUUUUAGUAAAUCUUACAGGUAUUUACUAAUACGCUAUGACAAAUGUAGAACGGCAGUUUCAACAUUCAGCUCUUUUUUUCUCAUUCUUUUUUUUUUUUAUUCGACAUCAGCAUCUUCUGAAAAUAAAAUUAAACCAUUAUCAAUAGGAUAUACAAGUGUCCCAGAAGUUUGGACAUCCAUCCAUCCAUUUAGUUCCACUCACCAGCUCAGUGGCCUUGUGGUUAGAGUGUCCGCCCUGAGACUGGAAGGUUGUGAGUCAUUCCAAAGACUAAAAUAAUGGGACGCAUUGCCUCCCUGCCUGGCACUCAGCUUCAAGGGCUGGAAUAGGGGGUUAAAUCACCAAAUGAUUCCCGAGCGUGCCACAUGCUGCUGCUCACUGCUCCUCUCACCUCUCAGGGGGUGAACAUGGCGAUGGGUCAAAUGCAAAGGACACAUUUUACCACACCUAGUGUGUGAGUGACGAUCGGAGGGACUUUAACUUUAACGUAUCCAAUGACGGCCCGUGCGUUUCCCACCUAGGCCUUCAGUGAUGUCCGACUUUCAUUAUUACCUCUCAAAAUACCAUCAUUUAUGUCACCACAUGACCAUUACUGGAGAAAUACUAUACAGAAACACAUUUACGCACUACUGGGGAUUGAAUUACCUCAACAGUGGACAAAACGGGUUAAUUUAUGGCGCAAUUAAAAAAUCAAUAAACCUGCAUCAGCUAUUAAAACAUAUCUUAUGUGGUUCUGUCAAAAUUUAAAUAACAAAAAAACAUAUUAAACGUGAAAAAAUUAAGAUAUAAAAGAUUUUAACUUAAAUUUUUAGCACCCAAUCGACGGCGUACAGCCCCCAUAGUCGGUUGAUUUGAGUGGAAAUGGUGGGCAUUUCCUCAUUUCAUCGCCAACAUCGUCUCAGAAGAUGUACUUUCUCUUUAAAUAUCUUUCUUGAAAAUGGCCUUGCAAAUAUAUAUCAACGUGUUGUUCUCCUUCUUUGAAGGGGAACAUUCACUUUUGAAUGACACGUAAGUAUCCAAUCACAGUCUUGUUAACAUCAGGCUACUUAGAUAGGCUACUGUCAACAACUUAGGAUCUGAUUGGCUGUCUAUCAACUGUCUAUCAACUCUAUGUGUUCUCAAAUUCAUCCACUAACGGUUCUGGUGAGUAUCCAAUCACGUUCAACCUUGGGCCAUACAGAAGGCCUUACUGACAACAACUAAUGAUCUGAUUGGCUAUCACAAUUGUCUAUCAACUGUAUGUGUCCAUUCACUUACAGUGCACGAAUGCCUACAUUGUUCAUUCUGAAGGCCCCGGGCAGAUUUGGUACAGCAUGGCAACAUAAGCCAGCUGAAUUCUGAUUGGAUACAAACUCGAACCUAAAAACAACAGCACUGGAAGGAGCAUAAUAUGACAAGAAAAGAAUAUGAAUACUUUUAGAUAUUUAGGGAAAGUAAAUAAAAAAAUAAUUGUGUCUUUAAUUAGGAUCAUGAUUUCUGGUUUGUGUUAGGCCAGCAGAGAAGGCCUUGCUGGCCCUGACGGCCCACCACUGUGCUUAUCCCUUUUUGGGUUACAGGGUGUGCUGGAGCGUAUAUCAGCUGCCUUUGGGCAGAGACUUUGUUAUUCUGAGGCAUGUGUACUAACCACUGCAACACUGUGCUGGACACAUAUGCUAUAAUGUAUAUAUUCUACAAUUAUCUUAAAAAAAUAUUUAAUUCAUUUUAAUACAGGAUUCAUGGAUAUAUUAUAAACAGUGAUGUCAGACAAUUACAUGUGUGUAUAGAAUAUGUGUGUAUCAUAAGUCCAGACUUGAGGGACACCCUAUAAUAUUUGAUCUAACAUUAAUGGACACUUCUUUUCAGAUGGCUUAACUUAUGUUGACCUUCUUUUAAUUUUUCUGGAUGCGAACCUCAUUGGAAAAAGUUUUGGACAACACUUAAUGGUGGUCAUAUAUACAGUAUUUACAAGCCCAAUCAACUGCAACUAUAUUGUCUUCAUAUUCAAGUGGUUCAAUAUCAUCCAACAGAAAGAUGAGUAAGAUUAAUAAGACAUGUAUAAAUGUUAUAAAUACAGGAUAUUUUUUGCAUUCACCACUGACCUUACUUAAAAUGAUGUUACAUCACACCUAAGCGCUAUUUUUAUUCAUGUAUUUAUUUUUUUAGUAUUGUCAAGUGCCAUACUUCUACUGUAUAUACACUCAUAUAACUUAUCUAACCAAUAUAGACAACCUCUAUUUAAGGAAAUUCAUGUGACACGUCACACAGUCUUUGUAGACAGUUUAUGUGAUGGCUACAUCAUGUUUUUUGAUUUGGUUCCACACUAUGUCACUUUAAAAAAAAUAUCUGCAAUAAAAAGGAGCCAUGAGACCAGAUUUAAAGUGUCUGAUUUUGACAUGAACGACAACACUACAGGUUUUAAAAGAUUCUGAGACACAUAUUCUGAUGUGUCAAUACUUUACUAGUACAGUUGGGGGAACAAAAAACUACUUGAUCCCCUGCUGAUAUUGUAAGUCUACACUGAUAAAAGUGACUUUUUGGUGCUGUAAACUCUAUUAGAGUAGCUGUCAUUAUUUACACCUAGUAUUUUUAACAUUCAGUAAC
Messenger RNA from Nerophis ophidion (straightnose pipefish), 3926 nucleotides. RefSeq names its product gap junction protein delta 2b (gene gjd2b). The record is from RefSeq and is a predicted model, not a curated record. Bases 193 to 1107 code for a protein of 304 amino acids. The transcript is spliced from 2 exons. Lineage: Eukaryota; Metazoa; Chordata; Actinopteri; Syngnathiformes; Syngnathidae. Gene Ontology annotation, cellular component: connexin complex. Gene Ontology annotation, biological process: cell communication.